Molecule: messenger RNA, 5158 nt
Organism: [Torrubiella] hemipterigena
Lineage: Eukaryota; Fungi; Ascomycota; Sordariomycetes; Hypocreales; Clavicipitaceae
Source: the annotation of a GenBank genome assembly
AUGGAGUCUACAGACGAACACACAGAGUACAGCUCUCCUCCGGCGCAAACAAAGGAUAACGAUUCACUCAUGAUAUCAGAUGACGAAGAUUCCGAUGCUGUCUCCGGUCACAGUUUUCAAGAUGAGAAACCGCCACAGCUGUCGCCAGCGCCAGACCUGGAAGCCGUCGACACCGCCAGCAACUCGAGUAAACAAGGCACCGACUAUGAAAUAACAGAAAAGCUUGGAGCAAUCGAAAUUGGGCUUCCUAUAGUUUCCCAAGAGUUGCUCAAUGAGUUUAAAGUCGUCGAGAGUUCCAUAAUAGAACGAAUCGUCGACCAGUCGGGCAGUGGCCUCGACGCACUUUACACUGUUGAGUUUAGUGAUGGCCGAGAAGAUGUGAUCAAGCACGUCAACCUCUUCACAUUCUCAAACGCGGAGGAGGCCCUAUUCGAAUUCAUGGACGCCGCCGAUCACAUACAAUCGUCGCACAAGAGACGAAAAACCUACGUUUUUGAUGAUGGCUCAGAUAACGAAGAUGCCGCUAGCACCAACUCUGUCUCAUCUGCUUCAUCACUCAUAUCAUCUUUAAUACCACGCCGCACGCGCCGGCACCGGCAAGUCGUCCACGAUAGUGACUCUGUGCCGUCGGAUAUCACACAUCGACAACGCAGCCUUCGGAAACGAGAACAUAAAUCGGUCAACCUCACAAGGUUAUCGCAAGCAAGCGUAGGGAUGGUUACGAUGAGCGACGACUCUGAUAUAGACCCUCUUCAAGAUGAAGACGACUUCUACCCAAUCCGGUCGGAUUUCGCAUUGCCGGGCAGACCUAGAAGGGGCAUGGCUAGACGGAAACCUGUUCGAUUACAGCGACGUUCCCAUAACGAUGCAGAUGUACGACGCUCUGGCCGCGCUACAAAGAACACGGCUAGCAUGGUUGAGGAUGACCUCGACGAUAUCCUAUACGAUGAACGCAUAGUGAAAACAUCCGAUACUCCCAAAAUACAUAGCAUCAAAGAAGUGUUCGAAGAUAUAUCUGUAACCUCUGAAUUCGGUUCUGUCCACCUGAGACAGUGUAUUUCAUGUGGUCAGAGCGGACGACGAGGCCAGCUAGUUUUCUGCCAGGGCUGUACAACGGCGGUACACAAGCAUUGUCUUGGUCCUCGCAGUGCUCGAGAUCAUCUCGUGACGAAGGUUGGAACGGAUCAAUUUGUCCUCCAAUGCAAGUAUUGCACCGGUACAUACACAAAGAACGACAAGAAGGCUCCAUCAUAUUCAAGAUGCCAGCAGUGCAAAGCAGACGGUCGAGCAUGCAAAGCGUUUUCAAAGCGCCAAAGAGCAAAGCAGGAAGAAAAGCUACGUUUAGAACAUGAUGGCAUUGAUCCAAUCACUGUUGUCGAGGAUUCACUGAUCAACAAUGGAGAAAAUGUUCUCUUUCGAUGUAAUGGCUGCCACAGAGCAUGGCAUCAGGAUCAUCUCCCCGCACUUGGCAAACGGAUUACAUCAGACGAGAUUCAACCCGGAUCAAUGGAAGACUACAUGGUUGACUCGACUUGUAAUCAGUGCUCUGCUGCGCCAGGAAAGAUACACCAAAUAGUAGCCUGGCGGCCAUCAGAUAUGUCGACUUAUGCGCCGACUCUUGUGCAUGCUGACGUAUCAGAAGAUGAAAAGAACUACUUGAUAAAAUGGGAACACAAGUCCCAUUUCCACUGCACAUGGGUUCCAGGCUCAUGGCUCUACGGUUUUGCCCAUGGGACAAUGAGAUCUUCCUUUGCUAAACGCGCGGCGGAACAGCCCCUUUGCAAGGGAAGCGAGAAGGAUGCCAUCCCCGCCGAUUAUCUGACAGCAGACAUCAUAUUUGCCCUCAAAUUAAACCACAACGCAAGCAUGCCUAAAACGAAGGAAGCUGCUCUCAAAGCGGUUAGCAGUGUUAAGCGUAUGCUGGUCAGGUUUCGAGGCCUCAGCUACGAUUUUGUUGUUUGGGAUUCGCCGCCAACAAAGGAAAUGGGGUUUCUGUAUGAAGCGUUUCAAGAUGCGUAUAAGCAGUACGUCGAUGGUCAAUUCUUUGUAAACGAAGCCCCGAAUAUCAUCAGAGAGCGUCUGCGGAAAAUGCGGCUUGGCAAACCGCCACAGAUAACGGGCCAGCCUACGUAUAUUAAGGGAGGCAGUCUUAUGGACUAUCAGAUAGAAGGCGUCAACUGGAUGCUGGACAACUUUCACGAAUCUAAAAGUGUCAUUUUAGCAGAUGAGAUGGGCCUUGGAAAGACUGUCCAGGUGAUCAGCUUCAUCGCAACAUUAAUCCAUGACACACCAAAAUGUUAUCCGUUCCUGGUUGUCGUCCCAAACGCUACCUGUGGUAAUUGGCGCCGGGAAUUCAAGCAAUGGGCUCCUGAUUUACGCGUCGUCUCUUAUCAUGGAGGAAAGGUUUCCCAAGAAUAUGCAUACAAGUACGAGCUUUUCCCGAACGGUGCUGAUGAUAUGAAGGCUCACGUUGUCGUCAUGUCGUAUGACUCUGCCCAAGAUCCUGCAACCCAUGGCAAGUUCAAAAGGGUGCAGUGGGCAGGCUUGGUGGUAGACGAGGGACAACGCCUUAAGAAUGACGAGAACCAACUAUAUACAGCUCUGUCGGCGAUCAAGCUUCCGUUCCAACUCCUUCUUACCGGUACACCGCUGCAGAACAACACAAAGGAGCUUUUUAACCUUCUUCAGUUUAUAGACCGGAAUCAGAAUGCUGAUAAGCUGGGAGAGGAGUACGCCGUCUUGACCAAGGACAAUCUUCCGAAAUUGCAUGAGAAGAUUCGGCCAUACUUUCUACGUCGCACCAAAGCCGGCGUAUUAACAUUUCUACCACCAAUGCGCCAAAUUAUCGUCCCAGUCACCAUGACUGCACUUCAAGCGAAGUUAUCCAAGACUAUUAUGUCCAAGAACCCCCAAUUGAUCAAGGCUAUGUUUGCGAAACGCGAGCUAACCCGUUCCGAAAAAGGAAGCCUGAAUAAUAUACUGAUGCAGUUACGCAAAUGCCUAUGCCAUCCGUUCGUUUACUCAACGGCAAUUGAAGAAACAUACCACGAUGCCGCUAUCCUGCACCAGAAUCUGAUACAUGCAUCGGCUAAGCUUGAGCUUCUCAAUAUCAUGCUUCCAAAACUGAGGGACAACGGCCACCGGGUUCUCAUCUUCAGUCAGUUUCUCAUUCAGCUUGACAUCAUGGAAGAGUACAUGGCCGGGAUGCGGUAUAAUUUCCAAAGACUCGAUGGCUCCAUGACAAGUCUGGAAAAGCAACAGUGUAUUGAGGCUUUCAAUGCUCCUGAUUCGCCUGCAUUUGUUAUGCUUUUGUCAACGCGUGCCGGUGGCGUCGGAAUUAAUCUCGCUACGGCAGACACUGUUAUUGUCAUGGAUCCCGAUUUCAAUCCUCACCAAGAUAUGCAAGCAUUUGCUCGAGCGCAUCGUAUUGGCCAGAAGAAGAGUGUCCUCUGCUUUCAGCUCAUGACAAAGGGAACUGUGGAAGAGCGCAUCAUGCAAAUGGGCCGACGCAAAAUGGCCCUUGACCAUGCUCUCAUUGAAACCAUGGAUGAUGAGAAUUUAGAAGCGGAAGAUAUUGAAUCUAUUCUCAAACAUGGUGCAGAAGCUCUAUUCAAUGAUGACUACCAAAAAACAGCCAUCAAGUACACAUCUGCAGCCGUUGACAAGCUCCUCGAUCGGUCUGAUCUUUUAGUCACAGCCGCCGCGACGACCGAACAGCCCCAGUUCCCAUACGGCCAAGUUUGGGAUAAUUCAAAUUCCAGCCUUGAAGACGUGGGGAAUAUUGAUGACGAUGAACUUAUUGAUGAUGACGCAUCCAGAGGAUUCUGGGACAAGAUCUUGGCUCAAAGAGAAGAAGAGGCCCGGCGAGAAGCAGAGCUAUCGCAAGAAGUGCUUGGUCGCGGAGGACGAAGGCGAACCGAUGUUAACUACAACUCGCACGCCAACGAUCUCGGUCUGGAUGAAGACACUGACUCGCAGGACGACUUUGAAGAUGCCGCCCAGAGCGAGAGCGAGGAGGAUGUACCCGAGUUGCGGACCAAAGUUUCGAUGCUCGGCACGGACUCUGACAAUCUUCGGCUAGACAACGCCACCCGAGUUACCGGCUUAGCGGCCUCUCAACAAUAUCAGUCUGCUCAAGUCCAUUCACAGCCACUAGGUCUGCCAACAAACCGUCCAACAGAUAUCCCAACAGACGUUUCUAUCGACGUUUCAAAAGCCCCGCCCAAAGGCUUACAAGGCAAAAGAAAGGGGAAGCAGCCUUUGCUAAAUCGCAAACGCCCGCUUCUGUCACCGGAAGACCAGAUGGCAGUGGUUAAUAUGGCGACAAGACAUGCUAUGGGCAAAACCUCUUUUCGUGUCCGUUUGAACAGCGUUACAAGCCUACCCACACAGUCUGCACUGAGCCAUCUUGCUCGCUCUUGGGACCCAAACCCUCCACCGCCGCCAGCACGCACAGUCGUGAAGUCUCAAAAGGCUGAAACAGUGCCAUUAGCACAAGAUGGCCAAACGAAACCAGAAGCAGUCAUAUCCAGCGUUGUUCCACCAGGACCGCAGGUAGUAACGAUAACCGACAGUCCGCCCAAGCCCAAGCGAGCGAAAGUAGAUGGGAUGGGGAUAUUAAAAGCCAUUCUAACAACGAUGGACCCAAAUUCAGACACCAUCAAGAUAGGAUUUGGGGCCUAUUUACAAACGAUAUCCACAGAAGCAGAAGCACGAAUUGGCAUUGACAUUGUGGGCAGACACAUGAGGCAAGGAUCACUCAAGACAACGUGGCUAGCCGCGAUGAACAACAAGUUGCGCUUCAUUGUCACAAACAAGGCGGAUAUCGGCGAACGGGUACGGCGCGCUGCGUGGAUGAACAAUGCGGCAGGUAGCGCAGCAUUGCCUAGGGCAUCUAGCCCAGACGUUAUUGAUUUGGAGCCAGAAACACCACCUAAGAAGCCGUCUCCGGAAAUUAUUGAUUUGGAAGCAGAAGACCGUGACUAAGACUUGGGUCGGCUAUUUGAUUGUUUCCUUUGCUCUUUUAGAUGAUAUCCUCCUACGGUGACGUAGUGACGCACGUGCACAUUACUUAGUGAUUGUAUUAUACAUUUUUAUACAUACACGUUUCCUAGAAAUAAUCUUGUGCAUGACGUGGCCAACGGAAUCCUUUGGGCGC